Maylandia zebra (zebra mbuna) is the source of this 912-nucleotide messenger RNA. Lineage: Eukaryota; Metazoa; Chordata; Actinopteri; Cichliformes; Cichlidae. The record is from RefSeq and is a predicted model, not a curated record.
AUGCUGGCAACUCUCUGUGCUCUCAUCACUGCUCUAACAUGUGUGAGUGGUGUUACAGUGGUUACACAGAAACCUGUUGUAUCAGUGAGGAAAGGAGAGACAGCCACGAUGGACUGUAACCUGGGGACUGUUACUGACAGUGCUGCUCGUUGGUACAAACAGAUUCCAGGAGGAGUUCCUCAGUUUGUGCUGAGGUUUCGUCAUGACUGGAGUUCUCCAAGCUAUGGCUCUGGGUUCUCCUCUCCAAAAUUCACAUCCACUCAUCAGUCAAGAUCAGAUUAUCGUUUGAUCAUCAGCAAUGUGGAGGAGGGAGACUCUGCAGUCUAUUACUGUCAGACAUGGGACGGCUCUGUGAAUGAGCAUCCGAUUUCUGAGAACUCACGGCAGUGUGCCUCCCCGAGAUGUCCUCCAAUUUUGCGCCAAGAGAUGUUAUUCUGGGCUAGCCCUUCCGAGAUGUAUCCAGUCUGCAGUGUGAGUGGUGUGACGGUGGUGACACAGAAACCUCCUGUUUUAUCAGUGAGGAAAGGAGAGACAGCCACCAUGGACUGUAACCUGGGGACUGUUACUGCCUCCAGCCUCCCUCCUCCUGUCCUGACAGUCUUCCCUCCGUCCAGUGCUGAGCUCCAGUCCAACACAGCUUCUCUGGUCUGUCUGUCCAGUCAGUCUGUGUCUUUUGCAGAUGUGAGCUGGUUGGCUGGUGGGAGUUCAGUGAGCAGUGGGAUCUCUACCAGCACUGCUGUUCAGAGACCAGACCAGACUUACCAAAUCAGCAGCUCUCUGACCAUCCAGACAUCAGACUGGAACAUGGAUAAGAUUUAUACAUGUAAAGUGUCUUUGGGCUCGCAGACUUCAGAGAAAACCAUCAAGAAGUCAGAAUGUCCCACUGAAUAGUCGAGGACCAGAAUGUGCAUU